GCAACAACAGCUUAUUUUGUUUUGUAAUUCAGCGCGUAUCUCCAGCCUAUCCUGCAGUACCAAUAGUGAGCUAGUACAAAGUAUGAAAAUAUUACAAUCAGUUGUUUUAAUUUUAACUUGUCCAUACGAUUUGAAAAACUUUAUUAACCGUCAUAAGAAUCCGCAAUAAUUAAACAGUGUGUUUCUUCUACAAGAAUACUUGAGGAUACAGUACAUAACCUGAAAAUGAAUGAUGAAGACAUGAUCCGCGUGCGACUGGCAGUUCAUCGCACAAAUACGAAUUUAUCUAACGGUGACCAUGGGAUGCCCAGAUAUUAUACACCCGGUGAAGAGGUGUGUAGUCAGCCUGACUUCAUGAGAGGUCAUGGGACAUACAUGGAUGACAAUGACACGCUGCGCGCAUCCGUCGCUGGUGUGCUAGAAAAAGUGAAUAAACUGAUAUCUGUGAAACCUUUGAAGGCACGAUACCAAGGUGAAAUUGGAGAUGUAAUUGUCGGCCGAAUUACAGAGCUUCAGCAAAAACGCUGGAAGGUUGAUACUAACUCAAAAUUGGAUUCGGCCCUACUUUUAUCCAGUGUCAAUCUUCCUGGUGGAGAAUUGAGGCGGAGAUCAGCAGAGGAUGAACAAACGAUGCGACGUUACUUGCAGGAGGGUGAUUUGAUAUGUGCAGAGGUGCAAAAUGUCUUCGCUGAUGGUUCGCUGUCAUUGCACACAAGGGUUUUGAAGUAUGGAAAACUUUCGCAGGGGAUUUUGUUGAAAGUGCCACCUUCGCUGAUUAAACGAAAGAAGGUUCAUUUCCACAAUUUGUUAAUUGGCGCCAAUUUGAUACUGGGGAAUAAUGGUUAUGUGUGGAUAGGUGCUAGCAUUCACAACACCGAUCGGACAGAAGGUGGAUUUGCUCAAGAUUUGUCCCGUAUACCGCAGCAGGAUCGAGAAAUGUGCGCGCGAUUGCGAAAUUGCAUUUUGGCUUUGGCUCGAUCCAACAUUUUACUCACUGAUACAUCAGUAAUUUACGCUUAUGAUGAAUCUACCAAAUACUCUGCGAAUGAGUUGCUACAACCUGAAGCUGCACUCGACGUCGCACUUCUCACACAGCAGAGGCUUGGUGAGAGAAUUGAUUGAGACGAAGUUAGCAACACAGAAUCACCAAGCUAUGUACUCGUUUAAAAUACAUGCGAGUUUACAAAACAUUGCAGUAUGACAGUCGUGAAAAAUGUACGUUUUUAAUAUUUGUGAAACUGUGAAGUUGAGGAUAACAUUUUGCUUGACCCAAGCAGCAAAAUAAGCUAACAUAAUGUCAAAAUUUUCGAACAUAUUAAUACGUAUUUUAAUUUUUUACUUUGAUAAAUUCAGACAAACUGCUUGUUAAUUAUAGCCAUAAGUAAAAUAAAAAGAAUUUGAAUUUCAAUACAAUUUUUUCAUAUUAUAAACACGAAAGUAUAUUUUGAAUCAAGUAAAAAAUCGCCAUCAUUGAUCACGAACGUUGACAAACCUUAGGACUUUCAUCACUGAACAAAGUUAGAAUAAUAAAGGUAUGGAUGAGAAGUUAUAGAUCAAUUUUGAUUCUGAAAAUGUUAAAAACUUUAAAGUUGUAUGUUGAAGAAUUGAGGGUUUAAUAUAUCUACUGUAACAAAUAAACUUAUCAUAUGUUAUUUCAAAUUUGAUAAAAGUUUUAUUGAUGGACAAUUGAAAAAUGUAUAGGAAAUAAAAAUAAGAGUGGACGAGAAUAACACAAGAGUGUAUUACGUUAGACCUUUGGUUUGCGCUCAAAAAUACAAUGCUCUAAAUUAGAAAGCAAUUACACAUUUGAAACUGCGCUGUAAAAAUAAACAUAUUAUGAUACGGUUGUAUACAUAUAUAUAAGAGCAGUAUUGAGCUUUUACGUUGUUUUCUUUCUUCCUUUGCUUUGAUAUGAUUAGAUUUAGAUGCUUAUUAUAUUAUUAUCAUUAUAUUAUUAUUAUAUUAAUAUAGUUAUUCAUUAUAGUAAAUUUGUUUCCGACAUACAGCUAUACAAAAGCACCGCAUACACAUCUGACACAAAAAUCAGCAUGAAUUAGUUCUGUGAGGUCGAGUCAAUAACUGAUAACCGAAUAUUCUCAUUUCAUUUUUCUCUCUUUCGAAUUAUUAAAUAUUGACUUCAGCACUAAUCAUUGAAAUGUUCGAACAUGACAUGAAAUUUCAACGGUCAGUCGAAUACAGUUGGUUUGAUAAAUAGCAUAUUGUAUGACAAGGAACCAAACUCGGUCUUUUCGGCCCGAGUGUAAAUUCGCAAUAUGAGUCGUAGGUGAGCCGAAGAGGAAUAUUGCAAAUACGCGAGGUUAAAAGACCGUUGCCUUCUUGUUGCACACGAUUCUUUAUAUGACAAAAAUAUGUUGUGCCUUUUUCACGACGCACGAAAUUGAGGUUAGGGUUGCGUCAGGUCAGAUUCGUUCGCGACAGCGCAUGCGCGCAGUACAGAAAAGAUCACUUUCAACUGCUAGGACUAAAGUGGUCUUUUCAGUAUCCCGUGCAUGCGCAUUCGCACUCACUCAACCGUCAUAGAAACGGGUACUUUGUGUACGGAAAACACGCAAAACAUGCUCGUUAUAUAAAAGCAUACUCAUUCGAAUUAUACUUUAAUUCUGAAAUUGUACAAAAGCUAUUAAAUUCAAGGCAAUGUACAGGCUGAGGAUAAUGGGGUUUGCGCAUGGGACUUGUAGAGUUCAAGUUUAAAAAUAAUAAAUAAAAGAUUCUAAAUCUAACAGUCUUGAAAAGUGAAGAGAAAACUAGGAUUGCGAUGAGUGAGAAAAUUCGGGAAUUAAUAACCAUUCAAAUAAUUAUUGUCAAAUGUUGAAAAUAUUUCAGCAUGAUUAUCAUUUUAUUUUUACGAGGCAUGUCUAAUAAAAUAAAUAUCACCGGUACUAAAUCUGAACUGAGUCUUUGAUCUGUGUUUUUCUAAUUUGAGAAUGUUACAAAUAUACAUUUUUUUAAUAAUAAAAUUUUUAGACAAAUAAUGCUCAUAAAGUAGCCGUGUAUCACAAGGUGUAGUAAUCUCAACCUAUCUAAGAGUUUGUGUUAGUACAUGAUAACCGCGGCCCCAUUUCAUUCCUCAGGUACGAUUAUUUAUUACAUUGCGAUAAUAAGGCAAAAAUGUGCUUCAAAGCUAUUGGUAUAUUCUACAAUUCAUAACUAAGUCUUAUUUUACGUAUUUAUGAUUAUUGUUAAAUAUCAUCACAAGCCGGUGGGAUAUUUAGGUAAAAGACUUGAAAUACUGCGCAGUGUCAUGAGCUGCUUCUAAUCACAAUCGCGUAGCAAGGGUAUAAUCAUCUUCAUUUAAUAUGAUUGCACUAUAUCUUAAGUAAACAUAAAUAGAGUAAAAAUAAAAAACAGUGUCGUUUUUUUAAUUUUCUACAAACUGAAAAAUUAGUACUACUUUUGGCUCUGUGUGUGUUUAGCUAAAUACAGCGUUAAUAUUUGAUGUAUUUAUUUCUCUUUAAAGGUGUGAUACAUACAGUGUUGUACGUAGCAAAAAUUUUCCACGAACGUGUUACGUUUUCUCUUCAAAUUACUUUGUUAGACCUAUAAGAAACAAAGCAUGCCUAGUGAAGUCUUGCGAACAUGAUUUAUUUUACUUUAUCUUUUUGUAUUUUUUUAUGAAGAAGCAUGCAUUCUUCAUGAUUUUAGAUCAAAAUUUGGAUGGGUUAUCCUAUUAUUCGGUUUUUAAACCAACUUCCAAUUAAUCAAUCAUUGGUGCUACUGUAUAGUUAAGUAUAUUUAUGGGAAAAGGUGCGAACAGGCAACUGAUUCUUUUUAUUGGUUAGUUGUAAAACUUUAAAUUGUGUUGAAAAUCAAUGGGCUAGACUGUCUGAAUGAAAAGUUAGGAAAGGAGGAAACUUGUUCCAAAUAUUACCAAAAAUGUUGGUAUAAAGUUGGGUGGUCCUUAAAAAGGUAAUUUUUUAAUGUCCACUAUUUCACCCUCCAAAUUGGCGCCAAAUAAUUCCCUAAUUUUUUCAGAUCUUUAUCUCGACUGUAACCCGUGCCGCCAGAGGGUUGAUUUCCCCAUUUAACCCUAUUCAAGGAAAUAGCAAAUCUACCAAAUGGAUGUCGUAUAAAUAUGUUAGAGGAGUUCCUUGGAUCGCUGAUUAUGAAUCCAGACUCAAAAUUUUGAAGUUCAACAUAGUGGAUCCAAUAUGGCAAUACCAAGUGACUUUUGGGAUAUUUGUCUACCAUAUUGGAUCCACCAUUUUGAAUUUCGUAAUUUUGAGUCCAGAUUUGUAAUCAACCAUCCAAGGAACUCUCCGAUGUCCAAUUUCAUCAAUAUGAGUUUGCUAGCUUUACUGUUCCAUUGAAAAGGGUUGAAUGGGAAAAUCAACCCGCUGGCGGCAAGGAUUAGAGUUGCAAUAAAAAUGUGAAAAAUUAGAGAAUUAUUGUUGAAUUAUUUAGAGCUGAUUUCGGGGGGUGAGGUAGUCGAAAUUCGAAAAUGAUUCUUUUAAGGACCACCCUAAUGUACAGCAGAGUCUCUAACUCCAGACGUCACAAUUGCACGUUGCCUCCAAUCAUAAAUGUCAACACUGCUCGUUAUCCAGACCUACAAAUGUCACAACUCGUUCUUUUCCUAAGCAAAGCAAUCGCGAACGAGCCUACUUUAGUUACAAUAAAGUAUGAUAGAUUAGCUCACUAGCUCACCAGCUAUUCGCUGCAAUGUAAUUGAUUGCCGCUAUUAGGAUAUUAUUAACAUGAGUGUAUUGCAACAAAAAAAUGUUACAUGCUGUUUGUAAUAUUUGACAAAUCUCUGCUAGCUCAUGUAUCAAUACUUGUUGAAGGUGCGCCAACUGUACUUACAGCGUAGGUCCAUUGCUCGUUGAUUACACGAUGAUUGUAAUAAAUGUGCACCAUUGCGUCCAGGAUGGAAUACAAAUUUUACCUAAUACUGAUUCGAGACUAUAGAGAAAAAGUGCUAAUCAGUAAGCAUAAAUCUUUUAAUAUUUUAAAGGAGGGUGAUUGAUGCAGAAGCGCUUUAUGUGAAUGUUCUUCAUUUCCAUUCAGAAUCUUAGAAAAUUAGAUUUGAUUAUUAAUUUUGAAAAUUGCUGUAAGGUGUGUUGGCAAUUUAGCACGAUGUUAAGACUUGUUGCAGCGAAUCGCCGGUAACCACCUUUAGAUAGGCAAGCUGACCUACUUUACUUUAUUGUAACCAUAAGAGACUCCCUCGCGUUUGUUUUGCUUCAUAAAAUACAAGUUAGGGACGACAUGUGGUCGAUACGACCCAUUUUUGGAACACUAAGGUUUGGCAAUUUGGCAGUUUUGGAGGUCGAGACUUUGAUAUGCACACAGGAAUGUUAUUUGCGACAAUGAUUGUAAAGACAAUUAAUACAAUAUCCCUCCUAUCUAACAGAAUUGAAUCUCAUCAAAUUCAAAUAAAAACUUGAGAAAUCAGCAAUUUGAGAAAAAGCUGUGCGAUUCGAAUGUUCAAACGAUUAAACUCCAGUAUUCAUGAUCUGAUUUUAAUGUUUUGGGCUCAUUUUAUUUGUUUAGUUUUUGUUAGUUUAAAUUUUAGUUGUAUUUCAUCUCUGCAGAAUAUGAUAUUUUUGUGCCACAUUUUGUUACUAACGUAACUGGGUUUUUCAGAGAUGAAAAAAAAAAAAAAAAAACUUAUUCCAACAAGAUCCCCAUAAAUUGUGAGAAAAAUAUACAAGAAAUUUUACGUUAUAAUCAAAAUGUGCAAAUUUUAUUCUGCACUCAACAUCUGUCCUAUCGUACUUACAAAAAUUAACUUUUAUCCACUCUGGUAAUAAUUAUUAGUAGAAUCUUUUUCAAGUGAUCUCUCAAAAACUGUGGUGAAUAAAAUAAGCCCGAAAAUAUUAAAAUAAAAUGAAAUAAAACAACGUUUAAUCAUUUUUACCAUGUGAAUUAGAAUUACCUUCUGUCAAAUUGUUAAUAUCAGCUUGCGUUAUUCAAAUCAGCUUAGACGCAUUUUUAUUCCAUAAUAGGGAUCUUGUUUUACUCGUGCUUUCUAAUAUUAGUGCAAAUUGACAUUGCUAAAGAUUUUUUGAAUGGUUUGACUUUCUAAAAUUUGAUAGAGAUAAUUCAGACGAUUCAUUCUUAAUGUUAGUUUCACAAAAGUAUCAGUCAAAUUCGUGAAUAAUCUAUUCGCAAUCUAUUAGAAGGUCCAAUAUCAGUUAAGAGUGUGAUGUGUCUUGUUUAAACAGCUGGCCCAUUUGGACAGUUGCGUUCAACAUCGAAAACAGUGAAUAAAAACUACACAAGCGUCA
This is a messenger RNA of Neodiprion virginianus, 6248 nucleotides long. RefSeq names its product exosome complex component RRP4. NCBI's taxonomy places the organism in Eukaryota, Metazoa, Arthropoda, Insecta, Hymenoptera, Diprionidae. Gene Ontology annotation, biological process: poly(A)-dependent snoRNA 3'-end processing; nuclear polyadenylation-dependent rRNA catabolic process; U4 snRNA 3'-end processing. The coding region runs from base 226 to 1122 and encodes 298 amino acids. The record is from RefSeq and is a predicted model, not a curated record. Gene Ontology annotation, molecular function: RNA binding. The transcript is spliced from 3 exons. Gene Ontology annotation, cellular component: cytoplasmic exosome (RNase complex); nuclear exosome (RNase complex).